This is a messenger RNA of Larimichthys crocea (large yellow croaker), 2091 nucleotides long. Its product is annotated as vacuolar protein 8-like. Gene Ontology annotation, biological process: nucleus-vacuole junction assembly. Gene Ontology annotation, molecular function: protein-membrane adaptor activity; protein binding. The record is from RefSeq and is a predicted model, not a curated record. NCBI's taxonomy places the organism in Eukaryota, Metazoa, Chordata, Actinopteri, Sciaenidae. Bases 73 to 1773 code for a protein of 566 amino acids. The transcript has 13 exons.
AGUCACGUGACGCCUCAGUGGGCGUGUCUUAGUGCAGGUUGUGCUGGAUCUCUCCACACUGAGGAUGCAGCCAUGGCUUCUGGCUUUUGUGAAAACUGCUCCCGGCUGCUCAGGAAAAUUGCUGCUCAUCUGCUGAAAUGUUGCAGGGACGUUUGCAGGGAAAUAAGGGACGUUUUCAGAGACAUUUCACAGUGCACCUGCUUUAAAACUGCACCUGAGAGGAGUUUACUGAGGAGGACCACUCAAGACAUGCACUCCGCUCACCUUCUGUGUGAUGCUGAAACUGAACUGCUCAGUAAUGAAAGUCUACAUGCACUGCACAGGCUCGCAGCCUCAGAAGACAGAGAUCUACAGAUGACUGCAGCCAUGUAUUAUUUACAUCUCAGCCAUCACUUGACCUCUCCCUUACCAGACGCCUUCAUGGAGCCUGUCAUGGCCUUACUUUUAUCAGCUGACUUGGAUGUGCAAAAGACUACCUCUCUCUCCUUGGUCAACCUGUUAGUAAAGAAUAAUGUGUGCAAAGAGUUAGUGACUGAAAUGGGGAUGCUGGUGCCCAUGCUGGAGAUGUUCCAGUCUGGUGAUGCCACCGCUCAGUGUCACUCAUGUGCCUGUGUCACCAUGCUGGCCUCCUCAGAGUCAAACAGGGAAGCUGUCAUGGUGGAUGGAGUCAUACCACUGUUAGCUUUAGCUAAAUCCUACGACCCAAAGGUGCAACAGAACGCGACCUGGGCUCUGUUACACCUCACACAGUCAGAUUGGUCAACAAGGAUCUUAUGUGAAGCAGGAGCCAUUCCAGUGCUGGUACUUCUGCUCCAGUCCUCCGAUUCAAAGGUCCAGUUUCACAGCUGCACCGCCCUGUGCAACAUCGCUGCCGAUCGGGAGCACCACCCAAAGCUGCUCAGCAUGGGGGGUGAUUUUCUGCUAAAGUCUCUUCUGACACUCAUGUCGUCCACUGUGCAGAAGAAUUCAUCUCAAGCAUGCAGAUGCCUACAAACUCUCUCAAAGAAUGUUCUGAUCCAGGAGCAGCUGAUGGAGCUCGACUGUGUGUUGCCCCUGAAGGCGCUGCUGAAAACCUGUCCCGAGUCAGCCAUAACACUACUGUCUGCACUGUCUGCACACCCACCAAACAAUGAGGUCCUGGUGAGCGAAGGACUGCUGGAUGAAAUCGGUCAGCUGCUUCAUCGACACAGAUCCAGCCCUGUUAUAAUCACGCACAGCUGCAAGAUAAUCACGGAUCUGUGUAGCUCCUGCAUGGGUCAGCAGGCUGCGAUGGAAAGUCUGUGUUUAUCAGGACUCCUCUGCGCCCUUCCGUCUCCCGCCUUGUCAGAUGAGAUCUUGCUGCUUGUGACAUCACACGUACAUCACCUGAUGGCCUGGGGUCCAGUUAAAUCUAACUUGUCGUUGACAAUAACGUCAGAACAAGUUUCAAGACUAGUGAAACUGUCAGGACAAACACAAAACCCUCAGCUGUCGUACAACAGUGUGGCCAUCAUCUGCAAACUAGAAAUGACCGAGGAGAUGAUCCAGCUGCUGAGACCCCACUACGUUGCCAUGAUGAGCUACCUGUUGGUGUUUCUUAAGAAUAAAGAUGUGAAGUUCCAGCAGCUUGGCAUUGUUACAAUAUUCAACCUGAAGAAAGAUGGAGACUUUUCGUCCCUGCUGGCUAACAGUGAGCUGGAGGUUCAGCUCAGGAAGGUGCAUGCGCAGACGGAGGAAACCAGGCGACUGCUGCAAAUGAUCCAGCCUCUGUCUCCAUCUUCUGUCAACCCUUGACUUUUUCCGUCCAAAUACCGAAGGACGUGCACAGCGUGAGCUGUACGAGGUGUUUACAUUCAUGCACUGUACGGACAAGCAGCGCUUUUUAUAUGGUGUUUUAAUGUUUUUUAUUGUUACGUUUACAGUCAACAGAGUAAGUGAAAAACAAGGCAGAGGUGCGGCAUAGUAUCAACUUUAAUUAAAUAUGGCAUGUAUCUCAAAUAUUUAACAGAUUAACAAGUGACAGGUAUAAGCGAUACUUAAACUAUAAGAUCAAAUACGUUUGUUUUUAUAUGCUUUUAUUAUAAUAAACUCACUUGACCUCCUCGCCUCAAA